GCUACUUGGUUUUUACUUUUACUCGGCCCAACCUCCAUUGAUGUUCCCACCGUACAACUCGUGAUGCCAAAGGUACAAAUCUCUACUUACCCAUUUAAACAUCGUCUUCUUCACUGCAUUUCCAUCCACUGGCCUGUUUUUAGCUGGCUGAGCUUCCCAUAGAUCGCACAGUUCUGCUCCUCCCUUUUCCGUUCCAUUUCGAUCUUUAAAAAUCCAGAAGAUGAGCUCACAGAUUUGUAGAUCUGCUGCUCCGCGAGCCGCCAGGUCCCUUCUCUCUUCUUAUUCCAAGCAGUGCUCUCGCUCCAUUUCUGGAGGACGAGCAGCAGCAGCAGCUACUGCUGUCUCUCUCAGAGGAUUCAUACCUUCUCUUGCCUCGUUUGGUAGGGAAGAGCGGACAAAUGCCUCUAGAGCUUGGAUUUCUGGGGUCAUUGCUCUUCCUGCAGCAGCUUACAUGCUCCAGGAUCAAGAAGCACAUGCUGCUGAGAUGGAGCGCACCUUUAUAGCUAUCAAACCUGAUGGAGUGCAGAGGGGUCUGAUUGCAGAGAUAAUAUCCCGUUUUGAACGGAAGGGAUACAAGCUUGUUGCAAUCAAGGUUUUGGUACCUUCAAAGGAGUUUGCCGAGAAGCAUUAUCAUGAUCUCAAAGAAAGACCUUUCUUUAAUGGCUUAUGCGACUUCCUUAGCUCUGGUCCUGUUGUUGCAAUGGUUUGGGAAGGUGAAGGAGUGAUAAAAUACGGACGUAAGCUUAUUGGAGCCACUGAUCCCCAAAAAUCAGAACCUGGGACCAUAAGAGGUGACUUGGCCGUUGUAGUUGGAAGGAAUAUCAUACACGGCAGUGAUGGCCCAGAGACAGCAAAAGAUGAAAUCGGCCUAUGGUUCAAACCGGAAGAGUUGGUUAACUACACCAGCAACGCAGAAAAAUGGAUAUAUGGUGUGAACUGAUCGACCAACGCGUUGAUUAUAAAAAGCACACCACUUGCGGUUGCAGAAGACAUACGACUGGUGAGAGGGGAUUACUGGGUAAUUAUCAAAAUAAUACUCUGUUUUAUUUAACUCGGGGGAGCAACUUUCCUUCCUUUCCGGCCAAGUAUUUAAAAUGAUCACAAUAAUGAUUUCAUUUGUUGAUGUGAGGAGCAACAUUUCUUCUGGCAAACCAUUACGAAACUUUGUUAUACCUUACCUCCAACAAUAAUACAUACAUUGGGGUCUACUAAACUCAUUUUCAUAUUGGAUUAAUUCAGUAGUUUUCAGUUCAUUUUUGCACAUCCUUUUUCUAAUUACAAAUGAUCAUUACAUUAAAAUAAAUUAUGAGUUUUGUC
Molecule: messenger RNA, 1317 nt
Organism: Cuscuta campestris
Lineage: Eukaryota; Viridiplantae; Streptophyta; Magnoliopsida; Solanales; Convolvulaceae
Source: the annotation of a GenBank genome assembly